AUGCCCUGCUCCGUGUCAUCCCCGAGCAGCAGCUGUACCACGAGCCGCAUCCGUCUCCACGGCGACGCGCUCAGAAGUCCCAAACAGAGUCCGCCUCACUUUCCGCUCCGCCGCCAGAACAUGUUCUCACAAACACCACCGACACCCGUGACUCCUCGUGAUGAUGGGGAAGAGACAGACUCUGGUGUGACAACAGGCUACAAUCCAAUGACUGCUAACAUCUCCCAGAUCCCGGGCCUGUCCCCCCUCGCCAGCUUCCCCCCCGAUGAGAACGCUUCAGGACGGAGAAACGCAGUCCGUGACACUGACUCUGACUAUGUCAAGCUCUCCAAACAAGGAGGGCAGAAGGGACUUUUGAGGCACGAGCCAACAGUCGCUGCUAAACCUAAUGCAUACACACCUCCCAGCUGGAACUUCUAUCCAUCAGAGGACAAGAGCCACCAAAGUCUCAAUAACACUGUGGAGGAGAAAAUCCCUGAAGUGUUUCAACCACUGGAGCCUCCCUUCGGGAGCGACAGUCUGACGGCCUGGGAGAGGACUGGUACCAGCAACACCAGUCGCAAAGACAAGAACAACAACGGUCACUACAACCAGCAGGAGAAGCUGCUGACACCCAACCAAAAUCUAGAGUUCAGCAAAUUCAGGAGGAAGGUCCACGACAAGAAACCGGCUCCGACCGACAUGUCCAAGCUGUUGAGCUUCGGUUACGCAGACGAAGACAAACCGACUAGCCAACACUGACAUGUCCAAUUAGAAGACUGCCAGUGCAUGGAAAACUAACCUCUAUCCAGUCCUCCCCUGGGACAACCCUCACCUCUUCAGAAAUAAUGUUAGGACCUUCUAUUUUUCAUGAAUGUUAGUGGCGUCUCAUUACCUGUGUUUGUUAAAUUAGGAAGGCGCCAGAUGGAAAGGUCCUGUGUUACAAGGUUUUAUUUUUUAAAUCUGUAAAAAAGCAGUUUUCAGGAAUAAAAAUGUGAGAAUUUCAACAAAA
Platichthys flesus (European flounder) is the source of this 991-nucleotide messenger RNA. RefSeq lists its product as uncharacterized. The transcript has 8 exons. The coding region runs from base 1 to 741 and encodes 246 amino acids. Lineage: Eukaryota; Metazoa; Chordata; Actinopteri; Pleuronectiformes; Pleuronectidae. The record is from RefSeq and is a predicted model, not a curated record.